AAAGAAAAAAAGAAAUUGGUUAAAUAAUUGUGAGUGAUGGUGAAUUUUAGUUUUAUGUGAUCUUUCCUUCCUUCAUAGUUUAUUUGGGCCGGCUCAAAUCCGUAACCCGAACGAGGAAGGGCAUAAAAGUCAUUUAAAAAGUCUGAAAAAUAAAUUAAAAUAUUUAUAUUAUAUUCCCGAAUAAGGGCAAAAAAUUAUUAGCUUUUUAUAUAAUAAUCGGGGGGGAGAAGGAGAUUCUAUCAGAGAGGGCCCACAAUAUGUCUGUUAGUGACCGGGACCCACCACCGCGUAGCGUCGACGUUCACGGCUGCGACCGCCUUUACCGUGCACUUACCGAUUGCCACCGCCGUAUUCCGGCCGGUCCGUCGCGCGAGGCAGCGUGCCGCCACCUCAACCGCUCUUUCGCCGAGUGCCUGGUGGGGGUGGCCUGUCCUCGUGAGUCCGACGCAGUCCGCAGCCUCUGCUCCAGCGGCGGCACCGCCCUUAAGCGUCGCCAAUGCCAGGAAGCGCAGCUAUCUCUCUCGGCCUGCCUAUCCAGUCAUCAAACUGAACUCUGAGAUUCGACUGUGUUUUUCAUCGCCUGCGAUCGAUCUAAGAGCCAAUUCGUUCUCCUUCCUGCCGAUUCCCCUUUGAAGGAGAGACCAAUUUUCAGUCUACGCAGAUUGGUUGUACGUAGCGCUUCAAAGAAUGUACCUUGUUGAAACGUCACCGUUUUCAUACUUUUA
This is a messenger RNA of Erythranthe guttata (spotted monkey flower), 725 nucleotides long. RefSeq names its product cytochrome C oxidase biogenesis Cmc1-like protein. The record is from RefSeq and is a predicted model, not a curated record. NCBI's taxonomy places the organism in Eukaryota, Viridiplantae, Streptophyta, Magnoliopsida, Lamiales, Phrymaceae.